UAAAACAACAAGCAGUCUGCAGCACCAGCUGUACAGUCCUAUCAAGAAGAGUAGUUUCAAGAAAAAGGGGGUUCAUUUAAAUUUCCUAAAAAUGUCUUAUACCCCGAAGAGACCCUGCCCCGACCCGAUGAACGACUCCAUGGAGAAGGUGAUAAAGCGGAUAUCAAUCGAGGGCAACAUCGCGGCGGGUAAAUCAACCUUUGUGCGCCUUUUGGAGCAGGAGAGCGCGGACUGGGAGGUGGUGCCUGAGCCCAUCGCCAGGUGGUGCAAUGUCCAAACAAAAGGCAGUGACUUUGAGGAGCUGACCACAUCUCAGAGGAGUGGCGGGAAUGUGCUGCAGAUGAUGUAUGAGAAACCGGAGAGGUGGGCCUACACCUUCCAGAGCUACGCCUGCAUCAGCCGGGUGCGAGCCCAGAUCAGGUCCGCCAACGGGAAGCUCCAAGAGGCAGAGAACCCCGUGCAGUUCUUCGAGCGGUCCAUCUACAGCGACAGGUACAUUUUUGCUUCCAAUCUCUAUGAGAGCGAGUGCCUGAAUGAGACAGAGUGGUCUGUCUACCAGGACUGGCACGGCUGGCUGCACAACCAGUUUGGCAAGCAUAUCGAGCUGGAUGGUAUCAUCUACCUCAGAGCUACACCAGAGAGAUGUUUAGAGAGGUUGCGGAUGAGGGGCAGAGAAGAAGAGCAGGAUAUCCCUCUGGAGUAUUUGGAGAAGCUCCACUUUAAGCAUGAGAGCUGGCUGCAGCACAAGACCAUGACCAUGGAGUUCGAGUAUCUCAAUAAUGUGCCCGUCUUGACAAUAGAUGUGAAUGAAGACUUUAAGGGAAGUAAGAUAAGGAGUGCUGACAUGAUUGAGAAGGUGAAAGAGUUUCUGAGCACCUUGUAAAAGAUCACCUGGUGGUGGAAAGCAGAGACGGUGCUUAAAAGAAGAAAAAGUGUGGUAUUACUUUUGAAACAAUGAAAUGCCUCAUAAAAUUUCACAAUUUUUAAUCAUUAAAAAU
This is a messenger RNA of Scomber scombrus (Atlantic mackerel), 998 nucleotides long. It is a transcript of the gene dck, whose product is annotated as deoxycytidine kinase. Gene Ontology annotation, cellular component: mitochondrion; cytoplasm. The transcript has 7 exons. Gene Ontology annotation, biological process: nucleobase-containing compound metabolic process. Gene Ontology annotation, molecular function: deoxycytidine kinase activity; ATP binding. The record is from RefSeq and is a predicted model, not a curated record. The coding region runs from base 92 to 883 and encodes 263 amino acids. NCBI's taxonomy places the organism in Eukaryota, Metazoa, Chordata, Actinopteri, Scombriformes, Scombridae.